CCAGCGCGAGCUGGCGAAGCAGGAGAUCACGGAGAGCAAGCCCAUGUUCGUGGUGGCGAGCCCCGCGUGCACGCCGUUCUCGUUGAUUGUGAAGAAGGGCGAGAGGGUGCGUGACGAGGAGCGGUGUCAGGCGCUGCUGAAGCGCUGCGUCGUCUACCUCGAGUUCAUCGUCGAGAAGGUGCGGCUGCUGGAGGGCGUCAUGGUGGUGAAGGGCCACCAGUGUGGCUUCGGGCAGACCUCGAAGGGGCCAGACGGGGUCGUCGGGCCAGUGGCGAAGGCGACGGGCUGGAUGACGAACAGCCCGGUCAUCGCGAAGCGCGUGGGGGUCCUGUGCGCCAAGGACCACCAGCACGUGCACCUGGUCGCGGGCAGGUGCAAGGCGGCCGAGCGGUGCCCGAUCCCGCUGGUCAAAGCCAUCCUGGCCGGCAUGCGUGAGCAGCUGGAGAUCGGGCGCGGGCUCCACGCGUUCGAGGUCGGCUCGACAAUCGAGGAGCCGGGGGCCAUCGAGGCGGCGACGCCCGAGGAGAUCGAGGAGUUCUUCGAUGGCAUCUCGGGCGCGCGGCUGGACCCGAAUAUGGUGCGCGCGGCGCGCGCUGAAGAGAUGGCCUACAUGGAGAGGCUAGGCGUCUUCCGGCGGGCGCCGACGAGCGAAUGCCAUGAGAGCACAGGGACUCGGCCGCUGCCCAACGGCUGGGUCGACGCGAUCAAGGGCGACGGGCGCAGGCCAGAGAUCCGCAGCAGGCUCGUCGCGAAGGAGACGCGGAGGCUCAGCGCGCUGGGCCCAGAGGGCGCAGCGCAGAUCUUCGCGGCCGCGCCGCCGCUCGAGGGGCUGCGGCUGCUGCUCUCCCUGGUCAUGUCGUGCCGAGCCUCGGUGGGCAAGAUCCUCAUGUUCCUGGACAUAUCCAGGGCCCACCUGCGCUCUGAGCUCUUGCAGCGUAUCUACCUGGAGGCGCCAGCAGAGGACGAGAAGUGCGGGGGGGACAUGAGCUGGUUCCUGCUGAAGGCCAUGCGCGGGCUGCCGGUGCAGAGCCUCUCGACUGGCGAGGCCGAGUCCCACGCCCUGGUCAAGGGGGCUUCGGCGGGGCUCGGCUUCCGCGUCUUGCUGGAGGACUGCGGCUACGGCAGCAUAGACGUGGAGCUGUGCUGCGACGCCGCCGCGGGCAAAGGGAUCGCGGAGCGUCGCGGCGUAGGACGCAUUCGCCACCUGCGCGCGCCCUUCCUCUGGAUUCAGAGGGCUGUGCAGCGUGGCCUCGUGAAGGUCAAGAAGGUGCCGGGCGCGGGCGACAGCGCGGACCUGGGCACCACGCACGUGGAGGCGACGCUGAUCGCCCAGUUUCUCGCCGGCCUGGGUUUCGCCAAGAUGACGGGGUCGAGCCGGCUGGCCCUGGGG
Prorocentrum cordatum is the source of this 1390-nucleotide messenger RNA. NCBI's taxonomy places the organism in Eukaryota, Dinophyceae, Prorocentrales, Prorocentraceae. The record is from the annotation of a GenBank genome assembly.